CACGCAAACCUUUCAUCAAGAGGAGAGAGCUAGCGUCAGAGUCGCAUACCUUGGUAUCAGAGAAUAUAAGAUAUCGUCACAGGGACUAUAACUGAACCUUAAUAUAUAAUAAGGUCGCUUUGGGCAGCGGCACACCAUGCAGCGGUGGACUCGCAACGGGAUGCUCGACUUCUCGCAGCCGUCGGCGUCAUCCCCGUACGGCUUCUACGACGCCGGGCAGGGAGCGUCGAGCAGCCGCGGCGGCAGAUCACACGGCUGCCGGAGCCAGGACAAGGAGCAGCGCAAUCUGGAGAAGAACCUGAGCAAGGUGCGCAAGGAGUGGAUGAAGGUGAAGGAGGAGAUGGGGUACGCGAGGCUGCUGAGCGAGCACCUCAGCGAAACAGUGACGGAGGCCGACCGGAAGGUGGCCGCCAUGCUGGAGGAGCUCGACCGGACGGACAAGUAUAUGCAGGACAUACUGUCCUCGUCCCAGCACAAGUGAGAAUUAGCCGUGGUGAUAGAUGCAAUUUUUUUUUUGGUGCCUGAUAUUCUAGCUACUAGAGCUUCCUCUUUGGGGCAUUUUGCCAUUUGGUAUUAUGGUAGAUGAUGUCCAGGCCGGUAUGGCCGGCGUAUGUGUAGUUGUGUACAUCGUAUGGAGUUGCAUUGUUCUUCAGUUGGCUUCAUUUCAGUGCUUGAUUACUAUGAGUUUCACCUUCAGUCUUCUAAGCCUUGCUGAAUUUA
Molecule: messenger RNA, 720 nt
Organism: Sorghum bicolor (sorghum)
Lineage: Eukaryota; Viridiplantae; Streptophyta; Magnoliopsida; Poales; Poaceae
Exons: 2
Coding region: 137-481 (114 amino acids)
Source: RefSeq, a predicted model, not a curated record